UAUGUCAUGUUUACGUCUUUUCUUUAUUUACAUUAUAAAAUGCUGAUUUAAUGGAAUUCCGCGCCAAUUUUUUCGAAAAAUGUCAACAUUAUGCUGCAUAUAAUUCAAUUUCAUCGGUUUUUAAUGAUAAUUAUUUUGGCAAAAUGGAGGACCUAUAAAGAUAAUAAGUCAUUUAUUUUUUCCCAUAUAAUUUAAGAAUAAAUUAUUCUUAAAUUAAGGAACUUUAUAAAAAAACUGCAAGGUUAAUGGCAUCAUUCAUAUGUGAAACUGCAGCCCAGCUGUUCUCAAGAAUUGAACAAAAUAAAUGCUAUAUUCCUCUGGAGGAACACCUUCUUCCACAGUUAACAACUCAAGAUGUAGUGGAGAUAGCUGGUGGACCAGGAAGUGGAAAAACAGAACUGCUGUAUCAUUUGAUUGUGCACUGCAUUUUACCAGACACUCCAUGGAAGGGUCUUGACUUGGAAGGUUUAAAUAAGAAAGUUAUGCUGAUCAACAACGAUCUUCACUUCAAUCUCUUCAGACUUAUGAAAAUACUGGAAAGGCGGCUGCGCUAUCUUCUUGUGGCAAAUAAUAUUUCUGUCAAUAUCACAGACAUUUCAACUUUUAUUAAUGAAAGAUUGAAGUUACUAGACAUCCUUAAAUGUACCAAUUGUGAUGAGUUCAUUUGUAGUUUGAAGUAUCUUGAACUUGCACAAAAUCAAAAAUAUGUUUUAAUGAUCGAUGGAAUUAUGUCAUUUUACUGGUCAAGCAAAAUGAGAAUGUCGUAUCCAACUGCAAAGAUUCCAGACUCUAUGUGUGUUGUGAUUUCUUUACUGAAAAACAUAAUCAAAAAUUGUAAUCUCCCUGUGAUAAUAACAAAACGAAAUCUUGUUUCAUCUCCUAGUUAUGAUAGAUCACUCCUUCCUGCUGCGUGGCGAAAUUUGGUUACAAAGAAAUUGGAACUUGUGUUUGAAGGUUGCAAUGAAAAAUCGUCCAAUAUAACUGUUCUGAAUAUUUCUUCCGGAGUUAAAGUUCGAUGUGCGAUCAGUAAUUCUGGCUUUAAAAUUUGUUAUUAAUAUUAUUUGUCUCAAGAGUUAUCUGUGAUAAAAUCAAAUCAGUGUUUAAUAUCUUGCAUUGUGAAACAAGGAAAUGAAACUAAUUCGUGUGAAUUAAUUUGCUAUAAAUAAACUUGAAAUUGAUCUGUAUAAAUAUGUAGUAAUAAGUUUGAAAAAAUGUAAUAAUAUG
Argiope bruennichi is the source of this 1224-nucleotide messenger RNA. RefSeq names its product DNA repair protein XRCC2-like (gene Xrcc2). The record is from RefSeq and is a predicted model, not a curated record. The transcript is spliced from 4 exons. Gene Ontology annotation, molecular function: four-way junction DNA binding. Gene Ontology annotation, biological process: double-strand break repair via homologous recombination; DNA strand invasion. Gene Ontology annotation, cellular component: centrosome; Rad51B-Rad51C-Rad51D-XRCC2 complex; replication fork. NCBI's taxonomy places the organism in Eukaryota, Metazoa, Arthropoda, Arachnida, Araneae, Araneidae. Bases 246 to 1055 code for a protein of 269 amino acids.